Messenger RNA from Mugil cephalus (flathead mullet), 3913 nucleotides. Its product is annotated as atlastin-2-like. NCBI's taxonomy places the organism in Eukaryota, Metazoa, Chordata, Actinopteri, Mugiliformes, Mugilidae. Bases 70 to 1914 code for a protein of 614 amino acids. The record is from RefSeq and is a predicted model, not a curated record. The transcript is spliced from 14 exons. Gene Ontology annotation, molecular function: GTP binding; GTPase activity. Gene Ontology annotation, biological process: endoplasmic reticulum organization; protein homooligomerization.
GGCCUGAACUUCAGCGGAGAAGAAAACAGCUUCCUUGACGUCAGCCACGCUACAGUUCAGUUGUCCAAGAUGGCGGAGGUGAGCGGGCUGAGGAGCAGAAAUCACUUCGAGCCCAACUGCAAAAACCGAGUCGUUGGCGAAGGCCUGAGCGGUGUGGAAGAUGUUCCCAAUUUUCGGCAUAAGCAGACGCCUCCUUUAGCCAGACCCGAAGACCUGGAUGAAGAACCGCUUCUCACUAAGAGGGCCUCACAAUCACGCAAAAAUGCCAGCCUCACCCCGUCAACAGAUGAGGAAUUUCUGCAGGAAGAGGUUGCGGUAGAGGAAGAAAAGGCCAGACCCAUCCAGAUUGUUCUGGCCAACGAGGAUGAACACAGCUUUGAACUGGAUGCCGCAGCGCUGGAGAAAAUCCUGCUGCAGGAUCACGUGAAGGACCUGAACGUUGUGGUCGUGUCUGUGGCCGGGGCCUUUCGCAAGGGCAAGUCGUUCCUGCUGGACUUCAUGCUGCGCUACAUGUACAACCAGAAGGAGAACAACACGUGGAUAGGAGGCGACGAUGAGCCUCUGACAGGGUUCACCUGGAGAGGAGGCUGCGAGAGGGAAACCACAGGAAUUCAAAUCUGGAGCGAGGUCUUUGUGGUGGACAAGCCUGAUGGCAGCAAGGUUGCCGUGCUGCUUGUUGACACUCAGGGAGCAUUUGACAGCCAGUCCACCAUAAAGGACUGCGCCACGGUGUUUGCUCUCAGCACAAUGACCAGCUCCGUGCAGGUUUACAAUCUAUCCCAGAACAUACAGGAGGACGAUCUGCAGCAUCUGCAGCUCUUCACAGAAUAUGGCCGGCUGGCAAUGGAAGAGAUCUACCUGAAACCUUUCCAGUCCCUUAUGUUCCUGAUUCGGGACUGGAGUUACCCUUAUGAACACGACUAUGGACUGAAAGGAGGAAACUCCUUCUUGGAGAAGAGACUGCAGGUUAAACAGAACCAACACGAAGAGUUGCAGAACGUGAGGAAGCACAUCCACUCCUGCUUCUCCAACAUCGGCUGCUUCCUGCUGCCACAUCCCGGCCUCAAGGUGGCUACUAACCCGAACUUUGACGGCAGGCUGAAAGACAUCGAUGAUGACUUUAAAAGGCAGCUGACCAAGCUGGUGCCUCUGCUCCUGGCUCCUGGACGACUGGUGGAGAAGGAGAUCGGAGGCAACAAAGUCACCUGCAGAGAUCUUCUGGAGUACUUCAAGGCUUAUAUCAAGAUCUACCAAGGGGAGGAACUGCCUCACCCAAAGUCCAUGCUGCAGGCGACAGCAGAAGCUAACAACCUGACCGCUGUAGCAGGAGCCAAAGACAUGUACAGCAAGAACAUGGAGCAGAUCUGCGGCGGGGACAAGCCCUACAUUGCCCCGGCUGACCUGGAGCGCUGCCACGACGAGUUCCGCGAGCACUCUGUGCAUUUCUUCCGCUCCGUGAAGAAAAUGGGCGGCGAUGAGUUCUGCCAGCGCUACCAGAACCAGCUGGAGUCAGAGCUGGACGAGGCCUACACCAACUUCUCCAAACACAACGACGGCAAAAACAUCUUCUACGCAGCACGGACGCCCGCCACGCUCUUCGCAGUCAUGUUCGUUACCUACGUGGUCUCUGGGGUGACGGGCUUCAUCGGCCUUAGCACCUUAGCGGCACUCGCUAACCUGGUCAUGGGAGUUGCGCUGAUGACGCUCUGCGCCUGGGCGUACGUCAAGUAUUCUGGAGAGUUUCGAGAGGUGGGAGCGGCGAUAGACCUGGUGGCCGACACAAUCUGGGAACAGGUUUUGAAGCCUCUAAGUGAACAAUAUAUGGAGGACAGCGUCAGACAGACGGUGGUAAACUCCCUCAAAGCCAGUUUGACUGAACAGGCCUCACAGCAUACCAAGUUAAAGACUCACUGAUGCUCUUCCUCCUCCUCCUCCUCUUCUUCGUCGUCGUGUUCUUCACCCUCCCACAUACUCACUCAUCGCGUUCAGCCGUAGGACUGGGGAACUAGUUCAACACCAAAGCUCUUUUUAUUUGCCCCCCCUCCCUCCCAAAUCACUUGGCUGCCCUGUCUUUUAUUUGUCUGCUGUGGACCUGUAGGCUCGCAGGCUGCCCUGCUCUUCAUCGCCCCCCAGUGCCUCAAAUCAGAUACUGCAUGAGAGGACAGAGCAGAGAAGCUGGCUGCGUCAACUCUUGCCAAAACCUGAAGGAUGUUCUGCCGUGUGCCAUGCUGUGAUAGAUGAGUUUGUAAUUUAGGUUGACUGACACCCACACACACACACCUACACACACACACACACACACACACACACACACACACACACACACACACACACACACACACACAGACUGCACUCACUGUAGGACAGAGCUGUAAUUCAGGGAAAACUGACAUCGCUGUAGGUAGCUGUUGUCAACAUUGGAUGCAAACUGAAACCCUUUUAAUGCAAUCAUUUUGUCUUAAAGGCCAGACAUUUCACAGCUCUUCCUCUUCAGUCUGAUGAUAACACAACACAAGCACAACGACUAAUCGACUCAGAAAACUGUUGAUAAUGAUUGUUCUCUUCUUUGAUCCUUGACAAGCUGGAGAGACAAAUGAAACGGUCAAAUUUGUCUGGAACAAAAAUGAUUACAGAAAAUUCAGCUAAGCUGUAUUUCUUCUCUGUCUGCCUCCAUUAGUUAUUGUCUCACACUACAUUUACAGAACUGAACUCUGGGCUCAGGUUGCUUCUAGAUGACAUACCUGUACAUCUUGGAAAUAUUGUGAUCGUCAAACUGAAGAGCUGUAUGAAGCCUCGAAUCCUCUCGGCUCAUUUUCUUUUUGUUUGUUUUGUUAUUUUAGGACCUGACGUGUUUUACUUGGCCUUCACUUUCUUGUAGCGGACCUGUGCAUGGUGUUCAGAGCGACUGUGUUGUGUGGUGAGGAGCUUUUAGAGCCCAGAUGUAGUGAUGUAGUUCAUUUCAAGUCCUCUCCUCUGCUGCAGGUGGUUGAGGCGUAAGAACCACAGGCUGUACGUUUCAUUCUUAGUCCAGCUCAGAUGUUUGCUAAAUCAUUCAUGGAUUAAAACACCUGUUGUUGCCAUUUUUAACUUUAAGGAAGCAAAAUAUAUGAAUCAACUCUCUUGUUGAUGGAAAGCUUGUUAGCUUAGCAUAGAGCCUGGAACCAGUGAGCUUGUGUUCUUCUCUGUUCUGCUGGUUUUAACUUUGAACAGAGUCGUGCUGGCUGUUCCCUGUGUGUCCUGUCGUUAUGCUAAGCUAACCAGCUGUAGCUUUAUGUUUAACUGAACGGCUGAAGAGUAGUAUCAAUCUUUUCUGUCUCCCAAUGUUCCUUUAACUGACAAGAUAAUUCAGUCCACUGCUGACGAUUUCUCUAACUGAGCUGGAUCUACUCAAAGCAGCUCAUAAUGAAACUGUAAUUUUUUUCCGCUACAGUAACUUCUUUGAAUAAAUCAGCAAUUUUAUAUUAGCUCAUCACACUAACAGCUGCACCACAUCUGUCUGAGCUCUCUCACAUUGAUUCCAUCCACAUACUUUCUCACCUCAAGCGCCAGUCUGUACAGUCUCUUUGUCUUCAUAUUACAGAUCAGGCAUGUAUGUCGGAUUAAAUAUUUAAAUACACUUUGUAUACGUUUUAUAGUGAAUCAGUUGACAAUGACUUUUUGUUUUGUUUGUUUUUUCCUCUUUCUCCUCCUGAUCAACUUACCAGUCGGUGGUUUGUUAAAGACACAUGCUGUAGGUUUACAUUAGUUUUCCUUUUAGAGGGGAACCAACAGAAACGUGUGAAUAUUCAGAUAGGAAGAUCUUGUUGAUUGUGACGAGUGGGUCCGAGACAUUGUCUGUCUGCCUUUUAAAGAUAUCUCUGGUAAUUUAUUUUUGAAUAAAAUGUUUACCUUUAAGAAUAAAUCAUCAAUACAA